This is a messenger RNA of Fusarium coffeatum, 1536 nucleotides long. RefSeq lists its product as uncharacterized. Gene Ontology annotation, cellular component: trans-Golgi network. Gene Ontology annotation, biological process: Golgi to plasma membrane protein transport. NCBI's taxonomy places the organism in Eukaryota, Fungi, Ascomycota, Sordariomycetes, Hypocreales, Nectriaceae. The record is from RefSeq and is a predicted model, not a curated record. Bases 1 to 1536 code for a protein of 511 amino acids. The transcript has 2 exons.
AUGUCACUCUUUACCGCUCAACUUCAUCCUGGCCGAGCACUGGGCUUUCUAGUCCUCGGCGCAACUCUUCACGAUGUCCUUACUCGUCUCAAAGCCGAACCUCAACGCUUCCCCAAGAUCGAGCUUCUGUACUCCCCCGAUCGACCUGUUACCGAACCCGUCGGAGUCAGUCUGCCUGCAAAUGGAGUCCGGCUAAGGUUCGAUGGCCCCGAACAACGGUUGCGCCUCAUCGAAGUUACCGACUUCACCAAGAACCAUAUUACUUUCAAGGAGAGAGAUCUUGUCAAGCCGGCAGCUAACGGGUCGCCUGUGCCAGGAGACUCGACAUCAGGUCCUACUUUUCGGCACAUAUACCAUAAGCUGCUUGGGCCGACGUAUGCAGGAGAGUUCAUUCCUCCCUCCAGUGCCCACGACAACGGCAUAUACGUCUUAUCAUACCCUGGCGUUGCUUUCAAUUUCUCACUGAACCCUUCCGAAUACUCCCCCGAGAAGGAUGUAGUGUCAACUUUUGCAUCGGCUUCAAGUCAGGUUGCGACUUCUAUGGCGGUAUUUAGUGGUGAUUCUUGGGCCGACGCCAGACCGACUCUCUGGACAGAACUACUGCCUAGUAUCAAAUCGACUACUGUGAUACCUCGUGGUAAAGAUGUGUACCCUGACGAGAUCUCGCUUGUUCGACUACAUGGCGGCGGGAAAAUACAAAUGUUCAGAAAAUGGACUAGUAACUCCUUCAUGAUUACUCUCGGCGAAACGACACCCCAAGAUCUUCUCAUGGAGCUGGGUCCUCCAAAUGCUAUUUAUCGCAAGAACGACCAGAAGAUGGUCAUCCACAAGAUGCGCACAGCCAGCAAUACGAAAGCUCGACCGGAAGCUGCAGACAUUGGUCGACCUGAGGAUCUUACCGAUACAGAUCAGUCGUCCAUGCACGACGCAUCUGAUGCAUCUGAUGAUGAAGAAGCUAUCGACGAUCAGAUUGGACUCAACACAAAUGGCGAAUGCUUCUACAAUUAUUUCUACCUUGGUUUCGACAUUUUGAUAUCUACCCGCGUGCCUCCUUCACAAGCUCCUCCCGGAAGCAAAACGAACGAAGCCGAGGGCCAGAAUGGUAUCGUAUCACACUCUCCAGAUCGUUUAGUGGCCACAAAGCUGGUCCUACAUGGCAAUAUACCAGGUUCAUAUGAAUUCAACCGCCAUCGACGCUGUCGUUGGGAAAUAGCAUACCUAGACUCUAUAGACGACGGCAGCAACUCGCCAACGGAUUCGGAAACACCUUUCCCACAGAUAGAAGAUCGUAUGAACGCAGCAUGGGCGUCCGCAUUCCCUCGCAACGACUCACAGCAAAGACAGCGCGGCAUGGUCCUUAAUCGUGGCUGGGGUGAUAGUCCAGGCAGUAGCUGUGAGUUCCUGGGUGGAUGGGAAGAGAGUGGUGCAAAGCGCGCCGAAGCGAAUGGCGAUUCUACGACAACGCUGUAUGGAUUUCCUGGAAUGGUGUUUGAGGUUUUGAAGAAUGGACAUGUCAACACGGUGACGGUAUUUUGA